Xyrichtys novacula (pearly razorfish) is the source of this 4744-nucleotide messenger RNA. Lineage: Eukaryota; Metazoa; Chordata; Actinopteri; Labriformes; Labridae. The record is from the annotation of a GenBank genome assembly.
AUGCGUGAUGAUGUCAGAGUACGUGACAGGUAUGGAAGAGGGAAGAGAAGUUAUUAAAGAGUGCGAUGACUGUUGGAGUGAGUUCAAGAAUUAAAGUUAAGAAGAAGUGAGAAACAUUACAACAAUAAUGACACAUGGCAAAGGUUAAACAAGUGGAUCUUGAGCUUUGCUUUAAAAGCAUCCACAGAACAUUCUAGUCUUAUUUCCACAGGAAAAUUACCUUCAUCUUAGCUGACAAUCGGGGUGUUAGGUGUUUAGGAUAUCCCAGUCUUUAGUUGACCUGUCCCAACUUUUUGGGAACACGUUGCAGGCAUCAAACUCAAAAUGAAUGAAUCUUUUAAAAAAGCAAUAAAGAUUAUCAGUUUCAACAUUGAUAGACUGAACAAAUUGAAUGUCUUGUCUCUGUAAUACAUCAAAUAGAAAAUAGGUGGAAAAGGAUUUGCAAAUCAUUGUAUUCUGUUUUUAUUCUUGUUUUGCACAACAUUCCAGCUUCAUUGGAAUUUUUUUGUUGGUUUUUUUAGCAUUUUAUGACCCUUUUGGGCUGGUAUUCCAGUGAUGUAAAGUUAGACACAGUAAAAGGUGUUACUUCUUACUCAGCUAGGCCGACACAAAAUGACCUGAAAGUUGUGCCUUUAUAAAAAAUGUUUGGGGCUAGCUGUUAGCACCCACUGAGCCCACCUCCCUGAAAAAGACAUGGUCUGGAUGGCAGCACAUGUUGCUCCUAAACCUUUAUGUACCAUAGACUGUAUGUAUCAUGGACAACUUUGCUCCGCCUUCCGUCACUAUGCGAAUUUUAAUCCAAAAUGCUCUUGCUCGCCCAUAGGCUAAAUCGAGUGUCAAUCAUACAAAACAUGAACCCCUAAUAACUUUUAAAAAUGGAGCUGCACAGGAAAAAGAGGACUUGAGCACAAACCAGUCUUACAAUCACUUAAUGUCAAUAUCGCAACCAGGGAGGAGAACAAUUUGUAGUCUGUGUAAUUAAUUUCUCAAGUUUGUCUACAACACCAUAAGGAUUGCUGGAGGAAGCAGGGUUUAUGACCUAUACUGCAACCAGUCACCAGGGGGUGCUGUUCUCGCAGAGGUUAAUAACAUACACAGUGCUUCUCAACCAUUUUUAAAUCACAUUUCACAAAUUAUGUUCACAUUACCUCAUUAAGUCUCACAGCAAUGGUCAGUUUUGACAUUUACAACUUUAAAAAUGGUGGAUAAACACUGAGUUUUUGGCAGAAGCAGCAGAUCUGUAGAAGCAGCCCUUAGAUUUGAUGUUUUAAAAGUUUUACACUUGUGUUACUUUAUCUCCCUUUUCCCUUUUGUAUCUUUUAUACUUGAUAUAUGAAAUAUGAUAUGUGAUAUGAGAUGAUACUCUCCAGAACUGCACUGAUAAAAGAAGCAUGUUUGUCCACAUCUACUCAGCCCAAAUAAACAUGAGCAGAAAAACCGGAAUAGUUGUUGGUGGUAGGUGGUUCAACAUCCUCACAGUAAAAAAAGCAGGAGGAGAGAAAACUGCCACCACACCCUGCACACAUCUCGGUGUCUAAGCCUCAGGUUUUCAGUGAUGGCGCGCAAAAGUUUAGAGAUUCUGAAAUUUAUUUGUUUGAUCACAUGGACCAUUAUAUGUGUCGUAGUUUUAUGGGGAGUUUUCUCAGAAAACUUGAGGUAAGUUCUUUUUGUAAUCAGAGAAUGUGCUUAUUCCAUCUAUGAUCUUUUCUAGCAUGUUUAUUGCACUUUCUGCCAGAUAAACCUCUGUGUAAGCAGAUUUAAGGGUUUUUAACCAAAGGGAAACACCCGCACACUGUUCAACUUGCAGAGAGAGGAACAAUUUAUUUGCAACUUACUAUACCUUCAUCAGGCAAAUCAUAGAUGCGUGAUGUUACCUCUCCGAGGGUAUUUUAACCCACAUUGUCUUGUUCAGCUACCCUUCCUCCCCAGAAUACAAGUACAAAGCUCUAUUGAAGGCGUUGAAUGCAAGAGUCGACUUGAUAUCACAACUUGACGGGUUUGAUGCAACAACAGUCGGAGCCACCUCACCUGAUGCUGAGACUCCCAUGCCUCCUCUCGACAUCGAGUCAUUCACAAAGUAUCCUGUUUGGGAUUUUGAGGACAUCUAUAACCAGGAUGCUCCCCCCAGAAAGACAGUAAGCAUGAUGAACAAGGACUGAGUUGUUUUAAAGGGUUUAACAGUGUGGGAGUGGAUAAUCAUAGCUGCUGCUUAUUUGCACAGUGUUCGGUUGUUUUCCUUCAUGGUUGUUAAAACUUGUUCUACAGACAGUUUGCACGAAUAUUUUGGUGAUUGUCAAUCUUUAAUCCCUCGUGUCUUUCCCUCUGUUUUGAUAAUGCUACUGUCAACCCCCUUUAAUAAGUAAACCUUCCCUUGAUCUGAAUAAGUCAUUUCAGUCCAAUCUCAAAGUUCAUGUUUUUAGCAAGUUCUGAUGUACACGGUUAGAAUCAAAUCUUCAACUUUGCUUUUUGUUUUAAAAAAUUAAUAUGUUAUUUUACAUCUCAGACCUGUGUCCAGUCUCUGCGAAACUCCCAGGAUGAGAGCUUCAAGAAGGCUUUCCUUCCCAACAUCCGGCUGUAUCUCCACAAAGACAACUUCAACAUGAGCGAGUGGAACCGGUUCUCACACUUUAACAGUCCAUUUGGUUUUAUGAGUUACGAAUAUAAAGGUAAUAUAGCUUUGUUUGUAUUAUAACCUUAACUUGAUCUUUACAGAUAUUUUCAGAAAAUGUUAUGAGACAUAAGCUGUCAAGUGCUAACAAGAUCCAUGGAGGUCAUGAAGGUUCUUGUUGUAAGUUGUUUGAUUAUUGUGUCUUCAUUUAGCAUGUUUUUGUUCCUGUUUUGGUUUGCAGAUGUGAUAGAGGCGAUUAAGUUGAUUCCAGAACCAAAAGAGCCACUAUUCCCCCCAAAGCUAGGAGGUGAUGGGUGUGUGCGAUGUGCUGUGGUGGGCACAGGGGGAAUCCUGAACGGCUCCAAAAAGGGGAAAGAAAUCGAUGAUCAUGAUUAUGUUAUCCGGUAAGUAAUGAGAAGAGAAUCAUUUCUGCUUAUUAGGGGCUAUUUUGCUGAAAAAAGGCUUCAAACCAUUUUAUUAUUUGGAUCAGUUUUUGUUGGUUUAGUGCCAGUCUGUGAGAAAUAUUAUCUCAAGACACUUUUGUUUGUUAUUCACAAACCAUAACAAAGAACUCAUUCACAUUUCCAGCUAUCAGUGACAACUACAUGCGGACGAAAAACUUAUCAGCAUGUAGAAGUCAACUAUGAAGUAGGCCAGUAUGGUACGGUUUGUUUUUUUUGCCUCCCUCGAUUUCACUGUGUCAUUUUUACUCUCCUGGAAGUACAACAGAGUAAACCGCUCAGAAAAUCUCCAAUUGAAGCUGAUGAUACUUGAAAUGUUGAUCUGUGGGGAAAGCUCUUAUAUUUAAACGUGUUUCUGUUUCAGGAUGAAUGGUGCGCUCACUAAGAAUCACGAGGAGGAUGUAGGAAACAGAACUUCUGUGUAUGUUCACACAGCUCACGCCAUCACCGGUUCUAGGUAUUUACUGGGCAAGUACGGAUAUACAAAUGCCCCUGCUGACAAGGUAUCUGAACUUUGAUGAAAACAGCAAAAUACUUAAAUUGUCUUAACUCCUGCACUCAUCCUUCAUCAUUUUACUUUGGCAGGGAAUAAAAUAUGUGAUGAUUCCUGAGGAUAUGAGGGAUUUUCAAUGGCUCACCGGUCUUCUUAAAAGAGAGAGGGUUGCUGCUGGACAGUAUCGUAACUAUAAGUGAGUAUCAGCUCUUAAAAUAUUAUCAGAUUGUGCACACACCAAAACAUGCUUCUUGUCUCUCAUGUUGGGGACUUAUUGGAUUGUCAUCUUGUUUAUGGAAAAGUUAAAUAGCUGCACUUUCUUCAGGUAGAAAUCUUCUAUCCACUGAGUAAGAACAUAGGGGUUUGGCAGUCUGCUCACGCUCAGGUCCUCAAGUAAUACGCCCUGUCUCAAAGAGUCACCUCACAUAUUCAGAAUUUUUACUUUGUUCUUCUUACAUAAUAUAUGAAACGAACUGAGGGCUGUGCCUUUCCACAAAUAUAUGAAUGUCUCAUUUCUAAAAUUAGUUUAAAGACAUCUCUUGAUUUUUGUUUUCGAACCCUCCAGGCCAUGGACAUACUACAGCAACCAAUUCAACGAAAGCCACUUUUACGUUCUGCACCCGGACUUCCUCAGAUACGUGCGAAACAGGUUAAGUUCUUGAUCAUCACACUCAACUUUUUUUAUGGUUUGUAUCAGUGUUAGUGUAAGAAGUUGAAAAAGAUAAACAAAACUAAUCAGGUAUCCUACAUUAAAUGCAUUAUUUUCUGUGUUUAAUUCCCAUAGAUUUUUAAAGUCUCCUAAUCUGAACAAGGAUUUCUGGAGGUUAGUCAGACCAACCAACGGGGCUUUUGCUCUCUUCGUGGCUCUACAUACAUGUGACAUCGUAAGCUAUCCCCAGUUUCUAAUUUCUUUUUACUCCUCAUACACUUUUAAAUGUUGUUCUGAAAACUCUUUUGUGUCAUGUGAAAUGUUUUUUAAGGUAGAUCUGUUUUUGUCAUCCCCAGGUGUCCGCAUACGGGUUCAUAACUGACGACCACAGCAAGUACAACAACUACUACUAUGAUGAUGGAGGCACCAAAACCCAUAUCAUUUUUUAUAUCAACCAUGACUACAACUUGGAGAAGGAUGCCUGGAAAAAGCUGCACAACACCAAAAUAAUGAAGCUUUAUCAAAAUGUGUGA